This is a messenger RNA of Chenopodium quinoa (quinoa), 1830 nucleotides long. RefSeq lists its product as uncharacterized. The record is from RefSeq and is a predicted model, not a curated record. The transcript is spliced from 4 exons. Lineage: Eukaryota; Viridiplantae; Streptophyta; Magnoliopsida; Caryophyllales; Amaranthaceae. Bases 536 to 1723 code for a protein of 395 amino acids.
CCAUGAGCUUUAAAUUAAGAUAAUUGUACAACCUAAAAAAAAGCUUUUCUAUUAUAGUGUGUAACAACUCGCAAAUAUUGUGACAUAUUUUUUAGGAAAGUGUUGGAAGUAUAAAGAAAUGAAGGAGGUAUAUGUCUUAUCAAAACAAGAAAAAUUAAAUAAAGUUAAGGAAAUUAGAAGGAUGGCGGGAAAAGCUAAGAUAUGAGUAAAAGUACUACUCGUAUUGAUAACGCCACUAAUAUUAAGAAGACAAACUUUUAAUAAAAGCGGGUCUUCACUAACUUACUGAAAAUCACAACAAACAAGUGCAAAUUGGGCUGCUCAAUUUGGGCUCACACGUGUAAAUUUAAAGAACCAAAAAAUUUCUUAUUUUCUCUUUCUUCUUCUCUUUCCUGUUUCUCUUUCUCUGGUUUUUUUUUCUCUCUCCUCUCGUUCUCUUCUUCUCUUGCUUUUGGCGUUGCUACUUGAAUUUCUCUCUUUUCGAUCUUUAAUUUCUUCACUUUGAAGUUGAUUGUUGCUAAUUUCAGUUUUUGCAAUGGUGAAGAAGAAGGUUUCUGGUGAUGAUAAUGUUGCUCUAGGAUCUAUCAAAGGUUUUCGUUAUAGUAGAGCUCAAAAAGCGGUAAAUAAAAUGGAUGCAGGAAGAAAAAAGAUGUUGAAAGGUGAAGGAAGUACAUCCAAGGGAAAUAAAAGGAAGAGGCAAGAAAAAGAGGAUGACGAGCCUGAUAGGAAAAUUACAUGUCGUUGUAGACCUUCAUUAGUUAAGGUUAUAAGUGGGCUUUCUCCGACUCAAAAAAAAGAUGUAGAAGAGGUUGGAUUUGGUGGUUUGUUGUCUUUACGUGUGGAGAGUAUAGUUGGAGGUAUACUUCCUUGGCUUGUUGAGAGUUUUAAUGGAUAUACUUGUAUGUUUUGUGUAGCUGAUGGUAAGGAGUUUGUUGUGACUAAGCAUGAUGUGUGUGAUGUUUUUGGUUUGCCUAAGGUAGAAGGUCGUGAGGUUCCUGAAAUGAAGGGUAGUUACAAAGGUCAAUCUCAAGAUGAUAGUGCAUUGAAAAAUAAAUGGAGAGCUUCUUUUGAUGUUGGUGUUAAGGAGUUGAUACCUUUGGCUAGAUUAGAAACUAGGAUCAAGGAGUUGGUGGAUGGAGGUGAUGAAUUUAAGAGGUUAUUUGUUAUGCAUGCUCUUAGUAGUAUGCUUGUUCCUACCGCUAAUAGGACUGUUAAUUUUAGGUUAGUUAAUGCUGUGGAUGAUGUUGAUCAAAUUAAAAAUCUUGAUUGGUGUUCAUUUGUUUUGAGAAAGUUGAUGAAUUUUGUUGUUAGUUACAAAAAUUCUGAGGCUAAAGAUAGUAUUAGUGGAUGUUUGUUGUUGCUUAAGAUUAUGUAUUUUCAUCGUUUGAAUUUCCAAGGUGUAGUAGAGAACUCCACUAUUCCUCUUAUUCAACACUGGACAGAUAAAAAAGUGAGGAACAGGGUGUCCUUGGAGUUGAAGGCUGGUGGAUUUGGUCAGGGGGUUUUGAAUGAAUUGACUUAUCCAGUUUCUUCUAAGUGUGUUGAUUUGAAUGUUAACAACUUAAGUAAGGGUGAAGGUUGUGCGGUUCCUAUUGAUGAUGAUAGAAGAUGUGUGACUUUCGAUUUGCCUGAAGGAGUAUUAACUGAUUCUGAGAUCAAAAGUGCUGCAACUGAUGUAUGUUUUUUUUUCUUUAAUAAAACAUUUGUUCUUGGUCUCAUAUAAUUGUUUGUUAAUGUGUAGGAUUUGCAUGAAGAGUUUCUUUAUAUGAAAAGGAACAUGGAGCUGUUUUCAUCUGUGAAUUCCAAUUGUUUUAGUUCUUUGCAACGAUU